Molecule: messenger RNA, 795 nt
Organism: Ipomoea triloba (trilobed morning glory)
Lineage: Eukaryota; Viridiplantae; Streptophyta; Magnoliopsida; Solanales; Convolvulaceae
Product: protein MKS1-like
Exons: 1
Coding region: 21-677 (218 amino acids)
Cellular component (GO): nucleus
Source: RefSeq, a predicted model, not a curated record
UUAACAUUAUAUUUCCACCAAUGAACAUCGUACCCGUCGCCGGAAAGUCUCCACGGCGGGAGCUCCAAGGCCCCCGUCCUACGCCUCUCAAAGUCCGCAAAGACUCCCACAAGAUACAGAAGCCUCCGGUGGCGCCGCCGCCUCAGCAACCACCGCCGCCGGCCCCGCCUCGCCCUCCGGUGAUCAUCUACACCGUGUCACCCAAGGUUAUCCAUGCAAACCCUAACGAGUUCAUGACGUUGGUCCAACGGCUCACCGGCACGGACUCCACUUACGCCUCCUCUUCCACGGCCGUGCAGCCCUCGACGUUUGACGUCGCCGGCGCCGUGUCUCCGGCGGCCCGGUUCGCUUCGGUAGAAAAAACCCGGUCCACGAGAAAACCGGAGUUGGGAACGGUUCAAGGGAUAGAGCUAAGCUGUGACGUGGAAAGAAGCGGGGUUUUGUCACCUAAUCCGGCUUCUCUUCCGGCGAUACCGGCGAGUAUAUUCUCGUCGCCGUCGGGUCAAAACCCGCUAGGCUAUUUCCCGGAUUUAAGCCCGGUUUUCCAUAGUAACAAAAUCUACGGCUUAGAAACAAGUUUCAUGUUACCUAGUCCUUCAGCAACUUUCAUUUCUCCAAGAAUUAUUUCUCCAGGUACACCUUCUCUAGACCUUUUCAACAAUCUCUUUGACCUUUAAUUUAACACCAUAGCAAUAAUGGUGAGGAUAAUGGAUGAAGAAGAGGAUCGAAGAGUGUUCAAAGGGAAUUUCAGGGAUUCAAUUCUUUGUUCUUGAAGCUAAGAAGCUAAGCAGUACU